AGCCGAACCGCCCGCCGCCAGCCCGCCACCCCCGCACGCCGCCAGCGCUAGGGCCACAGCUGAGCGACGGCCGGCAGAGGGACCCCUACUCGCCGGCUCACCGCGACGCCUCCGCUCCGCACCACCAGGCCUCGCUAGCGUGCCGCCGUCGGUGCUGACCCUCCUCGUCCGCUGCCCACUCCUCGUCCGUUCCUUCCCCUCGUCUCCGCCGGCGGCGCCAGCCGACCCCGAGGCCCGACAGCAGCUCGGCAGCGACCGGCCAAGCCGCCCAGUCCUCCUGUCCCGCCUUCCGCGCCGCCAGCCACCAGCGCGCAUGGUUUGCGCCGCCAUCUCAGUAGCCGGCGGACCUGCCACGUCCCUCUCCCGUCGUCCAGCACUCGGCCUCCACAGCCGUCGCCUGCUCUGGGCUCGCGCGACGAGUCAAUAUACAAUGAGCCGGGUUGCGCCGCGGCUGAGCUCCACCAUGGUUGGGGCCCCCACCCCCGACCAUGACGAAGCACGCGCAGGUGCGCAGGGAGGAGUGAAGCAAGCACUCAUAUCACUGUCGGAUAAAACAGACUUGGCCAGUCUUGGAAACGGUCUUCAGAGCUUGGGGUUUUCUAUCAUCUCCACUGGCGGUACAGCGUCAAGCCUGGAAGCAGCUGGAGUGAAUGUUACAAAAGUUGAACAGAUUACACAUUUUCCUGAAAUGCUUGAUGGAAGGGUAAAAACAUUGCACCCCAGUAUACAUGGUGGUAUUCUUGCACGAAGAGACCAGGAGCAUCAUCUUAAAGCAUUGAAUGAGCAUGGCAUCGGGACAUUUGAUGUGGUUGUAGUGAAUUUGUAUCCAUUCUAUGAUAAGGUCACCUCUGGUGCAAUUUCUUUUGAGGAUGGCAUUGAAAAUAUUGAUAUUGGUGGGCCUACAUUGAUCCGGGCUGCAGCGAAGAAUCAUAAGGAUGUUCUUGUUGUUGUGGAUCAUCAUGAUUACCCUGCUCUAUUGAAAUAUCUACAAGAAAAGCAAGCGGACCCGCAGUUCCGCAAGAUGCUAGCAUGGAAAGCUUUCCAGCAUGUUGCUUCUUACGAUUCAGCUGUCUCAGAGUGGUUGUGGAAGCAAACGAACAGUGGAGAUACAUUUCCCCCAAGUUUUACUGUUCCCCUCUCGAUGAAGUCUACACUUCGGUAUGGUGAAAAUCCUCAUCAAAAGGCAGCAUUUUACGGUGACAGGAGUCUUUCUCUAGUCAAUGCCGGUGGUAUUGCAACAGCAGUUCAGCACCAUGGAAAGGAAAUGUCCUAUAACAACUACUUGGAUGCUGAUGCUGCAUGGAAUUGUGUGUCAGAGUUUGAGAACCCUACUUGUGUUGUGGUUAAGCACACCAAUCCGUGUGGCGUUGCAUCCCGCCAGGAUGUUCUUGAGGCAUAUAGAUUAGCUGUAAAGGCAGAUCCUGUGAGUGCAUUUGGGGGAAUCGUUGCAUUCAACACCACAAUUGACGAGGAUCUUGCAAAGGAGAUCCGUGAGUUUAGAAGUCCUACAGAUGGCGAGACACGGAUGUUCUAUGAGAUCGUGGUGGCACCAGGAUACACAGAGAAGGGCCUCGAGGUCCUCAAAAGGAAAUCGAAGACGCUGAGGAUCCUUGAGGCGAAGAGAAGUGGGAAAAACAUGUUGUCGCUCAGGCAGGUCAGUGGUGGUUGGCUAGCUCAAGAGUCGGACGAUCUAGCCCCAGAAGACAUCACCUUCACGACAGGUUCUGAGAGAGCUCCGACAGACAGCGAGCUCUCGGAUGCCAAGUUUGCCUGGCUCUGUGUGAAGCACGUGAAGAGCAAUGCCAUUGUGAUUGCCAAGGACAAUUGCAUGCUGGGCAUGGGAAGCGGGCAGCCAAACAGGGUGGACAGCCUGAGGAUCGCCUUCAGGAAAGCAGGGGAAGCUGCCAAGGGAGCCGCUCUGGCCAGCGACGCCUUCUUCCCAUUCGCCUGGAAGGACGCCGUGGAGGAGGCGUGCGAGAACGGCAUCGGAACGAUUGCGCAGCCCGGUGGCAGCAUGAGGGACAAGGACGCCGUCGACUGCUGCAACAAGUAUGGCGUCUCCCUCCUCUUCACCGGCGUCCGCCACUUCAGGCACUAAGCCUAACUUUGAGUGCUGAAGGUCAUCGCCGCUCUACUGUCGGUCCGUCCGCCGUGGAAACUCGCGGAUAUUUUUCGCAAUAAGGCGGACGCAGGUGGGUUUGCGUCCAACUAGGAAUAAUUGUAUGACAGGGGAGAAAUCGUUUUGCUAUGUUGUAUCACAUUGCUGAGCCAACAGAGAGUGGGUAAUAACUAAGGUCAGAAAACCAGGGCCAACUAAGCAGAAACUGUGUUUGUAUUCAGACCUCGACAUGAAUCAAACUUGUGAGGCCAUUCUGACCU
Molecule: messenger RNA, 2379 nt
Organism: Triticum urartu
Lineage: Eukaryota; Viridiplantae; Streptophyta; Magnoliopsida; Poales; Poaceae
Biological process (GO): 'de novo' IMP biosynthetic process
Cellular component (GO): cytosol
Molecular function (GO): IMP cyclohydrolase activity; phosphoribosylaminoimidazolecarboxamide formyltransferase activity
Source: RefSeq, a predicted model, not a curated record